Physeter macrocephalus (sperm whale) is the source of this 838-nucleotide messenger RNA. It is a transcript of the gene MZT2B, whose product is annotated as mitotic spindle organizing protein 2B. The transcript has 4 exons. The record is from RefSeq and is a predicted model, not a curated record. The coding region runs from base 62 to 661 and encodes 199 amino acids. Gene Ontology annotation, cellular component: spindle; centrosome. NCBI's taxonomy places the organism in Eukaryota, Metazoa, Chordata, Mammalia, Artiodactyla, Physeteridae.
CGGGCCGGACCGGGCGGAGCGGGGACCGGACCCAGCGGCGCACACCCUCCGCGGUCCGCAGAUGGCGGCGCCGGGCGUGGGGCCCGGGCCGGGGCCGCCACCGGGGCUGGAGGCGGCCCUGCAGAAGCUGGCGCUGCGGCGGAAGAAGGUGCUGAGCGCCGAGGAGAUGGAGCUGUUCGAGCUGGCGCAGGCGGCAGGCGGCGCCAUGGACCCCGACGUGUUCAAGAUCCUGGUGGACUUGCUGAAGCUAAACGUGGCGCCCCUCGCAGUCUUCCAGAUGCUCAAGUCCAUGUGCGCCGGUCAGAGGCUGGCGAGCGAGCCCCAGGACCCCGCGGCGGCGCCCCUGCCCACGCCCAGCGUGCCUGAGACCCGAGCGGCCUCCUUUCUCUCUGCCGAGAACUGUAUCCCCCCCGCAAGGCCCUCCUUUUCCUCGGCCCUGCAGCCUGCGGCCUCUCCAGUUCUGCUCCACGGCCCAGCUGCCUCGCACUCGCCUCUUUCUCCGGGGCCCCCCGGUUCCCUCCGGUUCUCUUGCUGCCUGUUCUCUCCUUUUGCAGGGCUUCCCUUCCCUGGUGGUGCAGUGGUUGAGAACCUGCCUGCUAAUUUAGGGGACAUGGGUUCGAGCCCUGGUCUGGGAGGAUCCCACAUGCCGCGGAGCAACUAGGCCCAUGAGCCACAACUACUGAGCCUGCUCGUCUGGAGCCUGUGCUCCACAACAAGAGAGGCCAUGAUAGCGAGAGGCCCGCACACCGCGAUGAAGAGUGGCCCAGCUUGCCACAACUAGAGAAAGCCCUUGCACAGAAACGAAGACCCAACACAGCAAAAAUAAAUAAAUUAAUUA